AUGAGACUAUCGAAGCUGAAAUCAUCUGCACUCAACGAAACAAAGAAUCCUACUCCUUCCAUCACUGAAAUCAUAAGAAGGGCCAGUGCACCAGCUUCAAAAUCAUUAAGUGAUACCAGAAAACUAGAGAUGAUUGCCGCUGCUGCAGAACAAGUUGAGAAAAACUCAAAGGUGGUUAAAGUAGUCCCUAUAAGCAUAAUUCCACCCAAUUGGAAUAUUACUUCUACCACGGGUGGUCUACUGAUGCUGGAGAAAAAUGAGUGUACCACGCCACCGCCUGUAAUCUCAAAGGAAGCUGAUGAGCUUGAUGAAGAGUUAACAAAGACAGUGGAAAAGAUCCUCAAUGAAAAACCUAAGAGGAGAAAUCCAGCAAGAGUCCGCAGGUUGCCUGAACGGUUUAGUUUCGGUUCUUCAAAAGCUACAUCACGUGUGUUUGUAGGCAUAGAACUGGUUAGUACUGAAUACACUUUCACAGAGGUUAAGCUACCAUCGCAUAAGGACAAAACGGUGAAUGGGGAAGAUUGUGGAAUAUACACAAUGCAUCACAUAGAGCGGUAUGAUGGUGGUGAGUACGAGGAUGGUACUACUUUGGAUUUCAACACAGGAAACAUCAAAGACUACCGGUGGAAAUACAUGAUAAGAAUCCUAAUGCACCUAGUCAACAAAAAUAAGAACAAAAUCCGCGAAGCAAUGCACCAGUUCUAUACAAAUACUGCUGAAGAAAAACAAAAAGAAAUUCCAUAUCAUGUUGAUUUGAGCAGGUAA
Molecule: messenger RNA, 765 nt
Organism: Oldenlandia corymbosa var. corymbosa
Lineage: Eukaryota; Viridiplantae; Streptophyta; Magnoliopsida; Gentianales; Rubiaceae
Source: the annotation of a GenBank genome assembly